UCGUACUCUUUUUUCAAUCAUACGGUAGAUUCUGUUCAGGAAUGCCAAAAAAUAGCAACAUUAUCGUCGCAACCAUUCGCUGCUUUUGAUCCAUCUUCAAAAAGUCUGUGCUGCCGAUAUCAUCAAAUAGAGAGGGAGAGACUGCCAUUCUGGGGUCGACAGGAAUUCUGGCGCACGAUUCGAAGCAAGACGCGGAUUUCCCAACUACGGGCGGCCUGCAAUCUGAAUUUGGUCUCCUCUCUUCGUUUCCAUAGCCCGUUCCCCGAAAUUUCGAGCCUCGGUCGCUGAGACAUUCGAUGCGAUGAAUCAAGAUCCUGGGGGAGAACGCCCGGAUCGGAUACCCGAAGAGAGUCCAUCCAAAAGUGUUUCCGACCAUGACGCAACCCAAGAUGGUUCGUCUUCUCGUGAACACCCCGCGCACCAGCAGAAGUUUCAACGACAACAAGAACAAGAACAACAACAGCAGCAGCAGCAGCAGCAAAAUCAAACACAACCAAUGCACCCAACCUGGUCUAUGCAGCUGCCAUUCGCACCCCCGCCUACCAGGCACGGUCCGCCAGUCAAUCCCAAUCCAGCUAUGCUUCAUUAUUACGAAGCCCAGAUGAGAGAUCACGCAGCUGCCUACGCCUCGGCAGCAGCUGCUGCCGCCGCCACUGCCGCUCAGAUUGCCGCAGACAUGGCGUCUUCUACCAGUGCCUAUCAUUCCUACCAUAACCAGCAGCAGACCCACAACGGUAUUCCCCACCUUUCCUACCCGAACAACGUAAUACCGCCCAUGUCGCCAAUGUCAAACAUAAUGUUUCCCACGUCUCCACAGAUGUUUGCGCCGCCCACUUUCAUGCCACCCAUCACAGAACUAUCUUACCAGCAACAAUCUUCGGUCCUCACCCCAAACCAACGAUCCACAAGUGGUGAGAGUAGCCAACAAUAUGCAAACCAAUCACCGCGAUCUACGGAGGGUAAUGAAAAAAGCAGUCGACAUCGCCAUCAGCAUCAUCAACGUCGUCGGAAGCGACAACAGCGCUUGCCAUCUUCAUUUUCGAACAACAGAAACGCCAAUCCCAACAUCGACAGUGAUCCCCGGCAGAGGCAAUGCGAUUUGAGUGCAAGCACGAAUGGCAAUUGGACGCAGCAAGGCCAGCAAAAACGAGGGCGUCGUCGACGAAGGUUUUGGAACGAUGCAGGAUCCAGCGAUUCUGGUGAUCCAUCGUACAACCAUUCUAAUAGCAAUAACGAUGGAUAUUACAACAAAAAUUGCCGUCGCAAUCGCAAAAUGGCCAAGGCAGCUAGUUCUAGCAGUGACGGUGGCAGCGCGUCCUGGAUUACCAAAAAGAAACAACGGCAACCAAACGACGACAGUUUGUUGGGCAAGACGGGCGUCAGUGCCCUUUACGAAUGGGCCAUGAAAAGACGAACGACGCCUACUUUCUCGAUGUCACAAAACAAUAGUUUCAAUCGUAAGAAAGAAAGCGAACGUACAGAAAACGAAACGCAAGAGAAAACAGAGCAAAAAGAAUCGGUCGAUGCUAUGCAACAACACCUUCCAAAAGAUGACGAGGGCAAACGCAGACGAUUAGAGCUCGAACAUGAUUUUUUCGAAACGACUGUCAGCAUUGACGGGGUCGUAAUGGGAACCGGCCGCGGACCUACAAAAACUUCAGCGAAACACGAAGCGUCGCGUCGGGCUUUGAUGACAUUACUGCCCGGCGUAGAAUUUGACGAGGAAUCUGGUAUUUUGGUAAAGCUACCUGGAAGUGAUUCGCAAGGGUCAUCGCAGCGUUUUGUCUCUGAAUCUUCAGAGAGAACGCAACAAAAGACAGCGGCAAUAACAUCGUUAGAGGAACUGGCGCCAAAUCUUGCCAAACAACUAGCUAUCGGGCACAGCAAUGAUGACGACGACUUUGAACACAGAAAAGGAAAAGGAACAAAUAUAUGCAAACUACCUGGAAGAGAUUCGAGGAAGCGACAAAAAUGGCCACACGUCUAUUCAGGAACAUCAACUACGUCAGAUGACGAAGACGAAGACUCCUAUUACGCAUCUCGUGGAGCUUAUGUAUGUAGUUCUUUGCUUCAUGCAAUGGUUCAAAUCGACGAGAGGCUAACAGAACCACCAGAGUUUAAAUACCAAGUAUCGGCAGUUACCAAUGAACCAGCCGGACAACACUCAAAAUUGAAACGAAAAGCAUGCGUUCCAAUCAAAGCCACAUCAACUGCUAUUCCCCGUGGCUUUUUCCAAUGUACUGGGACGUUGAAAUUGCGAACUAACUUUAAAUCCGAUUCUACUCGGCCGGAAGAUGCCGAUGGUGGUUCCUCCGAUGGAUCUUUGCGGCCACGCGAAUGCUAUCGACUUUUACGAUCGUCCGGCGUAGGGGGCACAAAACGCGACGCGAGAUAUACCGCUGCGGCAAAAUUACUAGCCCUGCUUUUCCCGGAAUGCGAUGGCAUGGCCCAGGUGAAACAAGCUGCGGAAGCAGCCAGACAAAACUAUGCAGAGACGCGAGCUCUGAAACAACAGUCAAAGAGAGCGGCGCCUUUGGCCGCCGCGUCUAGGACGAAGGGCUGCCUUCCUGCCAUUCGGUCAAAUGAGAAUAUCGGACCGAACCUUUUGUUUACAGCUCUGUGUAAGAACGCACCAAAAGUCCCAGAUCAAAUUCAUCAAGGCUUCACGGCGGUGCUUGGAAAUCUUGGCUUGAAGGGUGCCUGCACACACAAUCAUUCGUCUGUAUGCGAGAACGAAUUUCACAACGUCGACACAUCAAAAGAAACGGGCCUUUUGCGACAAUUGAGUCGACAACAUCAGCUUGAAGAAAGCAUAGAUUCCGCGUUACAAAAGCUGAACGAACACGACGAAGAAGGCCGGUCUUUGCCAGAAGAGCUUACUGCAGACGAUGUAGGACGGACCGUAUUGCGGCGAGCAAAUGUCGACGAUAUUCACUGGUUAGAAACGCUUUUCAAAACAAAACCAUCCCAAAAAUAUAAUACUGAUAUGGGUCCCUUAUUUGGAACGAUUUUGGAAUCAGAAAAAGGGCCCUCCUCUUUGUCAAUGAAGCGGUGGUCGUCGUCAACGAUCGUUCUUCUCCUCUGCCGCGCCAUUGCUCCACAUGAAGAUCCUCCACUGGGUUGCGCUGUUCUGACCCUCGGUUUUUCUAUGCAAAGAGGGAAGAUUCUUCGAAUUGCUCAAAUAGCAAGUAAAUCGCACCAACCAAGAGAGCGCUUUAUUGAAACUCUAUCAAAAUUUGCGGCGAACAUGGGGUGCGCUCUGAUAUCUUCACCGUCAAAAACGUCCUUUGCUAAUCUAGAAAAAGAUCAUUUACAAAGAAUGAUGGGCAGGCAAACAUGCACCCUCAAUGAAUACCGUAAGCGACAAGAGGGGCUCGACUGCCCAGAGACGAUUCAUGACAACAUAAAGAUGCACAUAACAUCGGAAGAGAAACAUAAUCGACCGAAGCCGUCCCUUCAAUCAGUUCAAGAAGAAGUGGAAGGCAUCGAAGAGAGUGAUUCAUCGUCUCCUAAGGACAAGAAAACAAAGAGACGCGAAAAACCAAGCAAACGGUCGAGGUUUCAAUGAAACCUAACAAACACACUUUGAUGACCCUCGAAACACUCGUCCAUGAUUUGACUAGAAUCUACAACGAACGAGAAUAUUUUCUUAAUGAUCUUGCGGUCUUGCACGUUGGGGUUGCGCCCUUCUGGUUUAUUCGAAUCAAUAUGGCAAAAACCGUUUUUGGAGUCGUUCCACGGAUUCGAGAUCCUCUAAAAGGUGCGAUACAGACACAGCAGGACCAGUCCAGGCCAAGGGUUCUCGACAUGGGUUCAACGUCACCCAAAAAUGCGCAUGAUGAAAUUUAUAAUUAUACUGCUUUGGAGCAAGAUUCCUCAUGUUCAAAUCCUGCAGUCCGUCUACAAAGAGGGUUCUUUCAUCGCUAACAGCUAAAACCUGAACUUAGUUGCACUGAACUAUGGACUAGUAUCUAGUCAUUUUGCGUCAUUUGGAAUAUACUUUCGUCGAUCAUCAGAAUUAUUAUUAUUCUUUUUAAGAGAUAUCAACAUGAGAAUAGAAUACUGAAAUCUGAAGUUUUUUCGGAGUAAGUUCCAUGGGAGGGAUUACUUUUUUUGUGCUUUCAGCAUUGACCUAUGAUAAUUUGAAAUAAAUGCAUGCUUGUUCCGGAAACAUGUUCUGGCGAUACUGAGUUGUGAAGGAUUUUUCCAGAUUUUUAUCCAAUCGGGAAAAACUAAGGGUGGACAUUGAAACUUUGAUGGUGUCAACUGCUUGAAACGCACAAUACCAUAGAUCCAGUUUGUGUGACGUAGGUCUUAUCUUGGGGACUUGCAACUGGUCCCUGGUAGUACUGGUGAUCCUAGUAUGCUUGUUGCAAAUAAGUACUUCCUCUGUCCAGAAAUAGAUGUACCCUAUGCAC
This is a messenger RNA of Pseudo-nitzschia multistriata, 4418 nucleotides long. The record is from the annotation of a GenBank genome assembly. NCBI's taxonomy places the organism in Eukaryota, Bacillariophyta, Bacillariophyceae, Bacillariales, Bacillariaceae.